This is a messenger RNA of Nothobranchius furzeri (turquoise killifish), 2543 nucleotides long. It is a transcript of the gene armc1, whose product is annotated as armadillo repeat containing 1. The record is from RefSeq and is a predicted model, not a curated record. Lineage: Eukaryota; Metazoa; Chordata; Actinopteri; Cyprinodontiformes; Nothobranchiidae. Gene Ontology annotation, molecular function: metal ion binding.
GUAUGCCACAAAACCCAAACAAGUAUUGUGCACAGUUGCUAGCUAAAGAAGCGCAGGGAAUAAUAGAGACGGGCCUUGUGUUUGAGGAAACUGUUCAAUUACACGCGUUAAAGGUGGUAUCUGAACAUAACAGUUGGUUCUUCUGUCAGUUUUUAUCUGACGUGACUGAAGUGAUACGGAUUUAUUUCGGGAUUGUGAUAAAAUCAGACUAAAAAGGGAGAAGAGGUUGGUUUGAUGCUGGUGACAUUAAGGUUUAAGGCGCUAUGAGUGCGGAGGUGGAUGCGCUGACUGUGGUGAACCAGCUCAGAGAUCUCGCUGCAGACCCCCUAAACCGGAGAGCUAUAGUCGAGGACCAGGGCUGUCUGCCAGGUCUCAUCCUUUUCUUCGACCAUCCAAACCCACAGGUCGUCUACUCUGCUCUGUUGGCCGUGCGAUACCUGGCAGAAUGUCGAGCCAACAGGGAGAAGCUGAAGAGCGAGCUGGGCAUGAUGCUGAGUUUGCAGAACGUCAUGCAGAAGAGUACGUCGCCGGGGGAGACCAAACUGCUGGCCUCUGAGAUCUACGAGAUCUUGCAGUCGGCCGGUAAAGAGGAAGCGGAACAGGCCGAGGCGGCGGCCGCCUCCUGCCGGCGCAAAGCCCACUUCUUCCUGGGCUCCAACAACAAGAGAGCCAAAACCAUCGUGCUCCACAUCGACGGACUGGACGACUCUACUCGAAGGAGCCUGUGUGAAGAGGCUUUGCUGAAGAUUCGAGGAGUCAUCAGCUUCACGUUUCAGAUGGCUGUGAAGCGAUGUGUCGUCAGGAUCCGCUCUGACCUCAAAGCCGAGGCGCUGGGGACAGCGAUUAACUCCACCAAAGUCCUGACAGCUCAGCAGGUGUUGAAGACGGAGGACGGAGAGCUGAUGGUACCAUUCCAGGAGGACUCUGCGGUUCUGGUCGAGGAGAACACGGACAUCCCCGACUACCUGCCAGAGGACGAGAGCCCGUCCCAGGAGCAGGACAAGGCCGUCACGCGUGUAGGAUCCAUCACAGACGGCACGGGCUGGCUCAGCACAGCCGCCAACUUCCUGUCGCGCUCUUUCUACUGGUGACAGCUUCCUGUUUCUCCCUCUCUGACCCCUCCAGAGCGUAUUCCACCCAGCACGAAGCCGCGCAUCAGUAGGUUAGACUCCCCCGUCGACGGCCACGUGUGUGCAACAAGUGCAGGACUGCCAAGUGAAACAUGCAAUAACAUAAACAUGUAUAUAGUGGCUGCAUGUGCACACUAGAACAGCUUAACCUCAUAGCCAAAGGACCGUCUAUCACACAACCAAAUAGCUUUUCUGGAAACGACUGGAACAAAAAUUCAGGCGGAUUUUACACUCGCAAAAAAAAUUGGGAUUUUUUUUUCUCGUAUUUGUUCUUCAUCCUUUAAUUUUCUAACUGCGUCACUUUUACCAUCCUUUAAUUUGAGCUUCUUAUUUUUUUUUGCCAGUCUUGCCUGAUCCCUCUCUGUGAUUAUUAGGUGUGCCUUUUUGGUUCUGUUUGAUCUGAUUUGAUUGUAAUUAUUUAUUUUUCAUUCAUUCGUGUGAUUUGAAGGCUUGUUGGACUUUGAGAAGGAGGUCGGUUCAGUAGAAAUAAUGGCGACAACCGCUGGAUCAGAGUUUGUGUGUUGUUGAUUUUGUCUCCCCCCCCCCCCCCCCCAAAAAAAAGGAAAACAAACACAAAAAAAAGCGUUUGUGGUUCUAAUGAAUUCAUUUUUUGCGUUUGGGCCACCUCUGCUUUCAUCCUCAUAGAUAACACCACAGGCCGUUCGCUGCCUGCUUGUCGGAUAUUUUCUUAAAUUCCUCUAAAUUUUUUGCAGUAUUCAGUUUUCGUCUCCGUUUAUCCAUCAGUGUCCUUAAAGCGGCGAUCACGUUGGUGCACGCUCACACGAACUCUCAGAGGACUCGCACGAAAAAAAGAACAGCGAUGUACAUUUUGUAAAUGGUGCCUCGAAUCCUGAAAUCUCAGCCCUAAUAUGAAGGAUUUUGUUUUUAGUCGUAAUGGUUCUCGGAUCUUUUAGGACUGGAGAUUUUUCUCCGGGUUUAAGGAUCUCAGCCUGUUCCCGUUUGAACCCUUUCAGGUGUUGCAUCUAGUUCAUGUCAGUGCAGUCUGAACUGAAGGAGGCCAUCCUAUAAAAAGCAAUAAUAAUAAUAUUUAAAUAUUUUUUGAUCCUUCUUAGGUCAGCGACGGCGUUAAUAACAAAGGGUCAUCAGUAUUUCUACAUCCUGUUAGUUCUGCAGCUAUAGCCUCUGUUGCAUGUCUUCUUUUCUAUUUGGCUCACGUUGUAAAAAAAACGUAAAAAUGGUUAAUUAUGAAGCUGUAAUUUUGUGUUGAUGGUCAUUUAUCACAGCUGUCCUCACAAAUGUGUCUCCCGGUGUACAUAGAUAACGUGUGCAGAUCUUAAAACUGUAGAUUUCACUACACUGUUAAUGCUAAUAAUUCAUAAAUGUAAAGAAGAAAUCAGUGCAAUGCAUGUUGUCUCUUUCAUUUUUAUUAAACGUGAAAUUUCUAAGCUUUGA